CAAGGCCCUGCGUUUUCUCUCCGGUCUUUACACUUCUGAGUUCUCCUGCUUGAUAGCUUCCAGUAAGCAGAAAAAAGAAGCAAGCGACUGUGCAAAAUGGGAACAUCGGUUCAGGUCACUCCACUCUGUGGAGUCUACAGCGAAAGUCCUCUCUGUUAUCUGCUCUCCAUUGAUGGGUUUAACUUCCUCGUCGACUGCGGAUGGAAUGAUCUCUUCGACACCAAUCUUCUUCAACCCCUUGCCAAGGUAUCUUCGACAAUAGAUGCCAUUUUACUAUCACAUUCAGAUACACUUCAUCUUGGUGCUUUGCCAUAUGCAAUGAAACACCUCGGACUUUCUGCUCCAGUUUACUCAACAGAGCCUGUGUACAGACUAGGCCUCUUGACAAUGUAUGAUCAUUAUCUUUCACGAAAGCAAGUAUCAGAAUUUGACUUGUUUACUCUAGACGAUAUUGAUUCCGCUUUCCAAAAUGUGACCAAAUUGACAUAUUCUCAGAACCAUCAUCUAACUGGCAAAGGUGAAGGAAUUGUUAUUGCCCCUCAUGUGGCUGGGCAUCUUUUGGGAGGUACAGUUUGGAAGAUCACAAAAGAUGGGGAAGAUGUAAUAUAUGCUGUUGACUUCAACCAUCGCAAGGAAAGGCACUUGAAUGGAACUGUCCUGGAAUCUUUUGUUCGACCAGCUGUUCUGAUAACAGAUGCCUACAAUGCCUUGAACAAUCAGCCUUCUAGACGCCAAAGGGAUCAAGAGUUUCUUGAUGCCAUACUGAAGACUCUAAGGGCAGAUGGAAAUGUACUACUUCCUGUUGAUACAGCUGGACGAGUCUUGGAACUUAUUUUGAUGCUGGAACAGCAUUGGGCACAGCAUCACCUGACCUAUCCCAUCUUUUUUCUCACGUAUGUUGCAUCAAGCACAAUUGAGUAUGUUAAAAGCUUCCUUGAGUGGAUGAGUGAUUCUAUAGGAAAGUCCUUCGAACACACACGAGAUAAUGCUUUUCUUUUGAGGCACGUCACCCUCCUAAUCAACAAGAAUGAUCUUGAGAAAAUGCCAGAUGGUCCAAAGAUUGUUCUAGCAUCAAUGGCCAGUUUGGAAGUGGGUUUCUCUCACAACAUAUUUGUCGAAUGGGCUACUGACAACAAGAAUCUCGUGCUUUUUACAGAAAGAGGCCAGUUUGCGACGUUAGCACGCAUGCUUCAAGCAGAUCCACCACCUAAAGCAGUAAAGGUCACCAUGAGCAAGAGGGUUCCUUUGGUUGGGGAGGAGUUACGAGCUUAUGAAGAAGAACAAAACCGAAUUAAAAAAGAGGAAGCUCUAAAAGCUAGUCUUAGCAAGGAAGAGGAUUUAAAACCAUCUCAUGAGUCUGAUGCUAAUUUGGGUGAUCCAAUGGUCAUUGAUGCAAACAAUACCCGAGUCAAUUCAGAUGUGACUGGUCCACAUGGUGGUGGACACCAAGACAUCUUCAUUGAUGGAUUUGUUCCUCCAUCCACUAGUGUUUCCCCGAUGUUUCCCUUCUUUGAGAACUUUUCUGAAUGGGAUGAUUUUGGGGAGGUCAUUAAUCCUGAUGAUUACGUACUUAAGGAAGAAGACAUGGACCAAAUAUCAAUGCGGGUUGGUGGAGAUUUGGAUGGGAAACUUGAUGAAGGGUCUGCUAACUUGAUACUUGAUUCAAAGCCUUCAAAAGUUGUUUCAAAUGAAUUGACUGUGCAAGUGAAGUGUUCUCUUGUUUACAUGGACUUUGAGGGUCGUUCUGAUGGCCGUUCAAUCAAAUCAAUUCUUGCACAUGUGGCCCCAUUGAAGCUUGUUUUGGUGCAUGGAACAGCAGAGGCUACAGAGCAUUUGAAGCAACAUUGCUUGAAACAUGUUUGCCCCCAUGUUUAUGCACCUCAAAUUGGGGAAGCAAUUGAUGUCACCUCAGAUUUAUGUGCAUACAAGGUGCAACUUUCUGAGAGGCUGAUGAGUAAUGUGCUCUUCAAGAAGCUGGGGGACUAUGAGAUUGCUUGGAUUGACGCUGAAGUAGGGAAGACAGAUAGUGGCAUGCUGUCGCUGCUUCCUCUUUCAACCCCACCUCCACAUAAAUCUGUCCUUGUUGGUGAUUUAAAGCUGGCAGAUUUCAAGCAGUUUCUUGCAAGCAAGGGUGUACAGGUAGAAUUUGCAGGGGGUGCCUUAAGAUGUGGGGAGUAUGUGACACUGCGGAAGAUUGGAGAUGCCACCCAGAAGGGUGGAGUUACUAGCACUCAGCAAGUAGUCCUUGAGGGCCCCUUAACUGAAGAGUAUUACAAGAUCCGUGAAUAUCUCUAUUCGCAGUUCUAUUUGCUGUAGAUCAAGAUGCUGUGUUGUUUGGUGUGAAGGAGGUGGAAUUGGAGAUCUCAACUCGUCCAAAUGAAUGUC
Messenger RNA from Telopea speciosissima, 2385 nucleotides. Its product is annotated as cleavage and polyadenylation specificity factor subunit 2. The coding region runs from base 97 to 2316 and encodes 739 amino acids. Gene Ontology annotation, molecular function: RNA binding. Gene Ontology annotation, cellular component: mRNA cleavage and polyadenylation specificity factor complex. NCBI's taxonomy places the organism in Eukaryota, Viridiplantae, Streptophyta, Magnoliopsida, Proteales, Proteaceae. Gene Ontology annotation, biological process: mRNA 3'-end processing by stem-loop binding and cleavage. The transcript is spliced from 18 exons. The record is from RefSeq and is a predicted model, not a curated record.